This is a messenger RNA of Lactuca virosa, 861 nucleotides long. The record is from the annotation of a GenBank genome assembly. NCBI's taxonomy places the organism in Eukaryota, Viridiplantae, Streptophyta, Magnoliopsida, Asterales, Asteraceae.
AUGGUAUUGACCGGAAAAAUCAAGAAGAAAAAUGACGGCGGCGGCGUCGGUGGUGGUGGUGGUGAGGGAUGGGGAAUGGAUAUAUUCCUUGUUUUCUUCCCUGAAGAACAUCAACAAGAUUUAAGCUCCUCCACACCUUCAUCGUCAUUAUCACCAUUCAGAUUUCCCACAGUUAACACCCUUUUCAAACGCAUGAAUUCCAGUCAAAUUCUCAGAAGAGCUCAAUCCACCAUCUACAUUUGUGCUCUGCUCAUCUUCUUGAUGCUCUUUCUCUUCACUCUCUCAACUUUUGAACCCAACAACAACUUCAUAUCAUCUCGUCUUCCCAACUCUCACACUACACUCAGAUCAAAUUCACGUGCAUUACAAGGAUUGGGCACUCUGUAUACACGAGGAACAAUCGCCAUGAACAACCUCCUACUCUGCCACGUUACAGAGUCUGUGACAACAAAAGAUCUUAAAUUGUUCGUGAGAGCAUUUCACAGGUCUGGUUUAGCUUCAAAUUCCGACCUUGUAUUUAUAUUCUCAUCGAUUUCAACACCGCAGUCUUUUGACGUUGUGAUUCUGGAAGAGAACGACUUCUUCCUGAAAAUCAUCGGAAGGUACAAAGCAGAACUGUGCAACGGAAGUAAAGUUUUGGAUUUUCCGGCGAGCUUCGACCUGACUCAGUUCGUGAAAUCCGGCAAGAAGGUAAGGGAGAAAGGAGAGCCAAUCUGGGGUGGAAAAUUGAAGACCAAUAAUUCGAGUUUACAUGAUUGUGGUGAAACUGAUCAUAUUGAGUCAACUCGGAUAAGUUAUGGAUCGGUUGUAGGCUUUGGUGUCGGCGAGCUUGAUCCGGAAACUCGUUAUCCGGGUUCGUAG